CUCUCUCUCUCUCUCUCUCUCAUAAGAAUUGAAAGAAGAAGGAAUCAUCAAGAAGCAGUAGUAAUAAAAAGAUACUUGAUUGCUUUGCUUGCAAGUUGGAACCAUGAUGCACCUCAAGGAAACUGAGCUAUGCCUUGGCUUGCCCGGCGGAGGCGGUUGUGAGGCUGAGACGUUAAAGGUCACCGGAAAACGUGGUUUCUCAGAGACUGUUGAUCUCAUGCUUAAUCUUCAAGCAAAUGAUCAGUCCUCAUCUUCUACUGAUCUCAUGAAUGACAAGAAGUUGCAGAACUCAUCCAAGAACAACAAAGAUGUGAUCAAGCCACCAGCCAAGGCACAGGUGGUAGGAUGGCCACCAGUGCGAAACCAUCGCAAGAACCUGAUGGCUCAAAAGAGCCACAAUGAGGAAACUGAGAAGGUGGUUGCACCCACCUCCACCGGCGGCAGCGGUGCAGCGGCAUUUGUGAAGGUUUCCAUGGAUGGAGCACCAUAUCUUCGUAAGGUGGACCUCAAGGUGUACGAGAGUUAUCAACAACUAUCUGAUGCUUUGGCCAAGAUGUUUAGUUCCUUCACCAUGGGAGAUUAUGGAUCCCAGGGAAUGAUUGAUUUCAUGAAUGAGAGCAAGUUGAUGGAUCUGCUUAACAGUUCUGAGUAUGUUCCAAGCUACGAAGAUAAAGAUGGUGACUGGAUGCUAGUCGGAGAUGUCCCAUGGCAAAUGUUUGUUGAUUCUUGCAAGCGACUUCGAAUCAUGAAGGGAUCGGAUGCAAUUGGACUCGCCCCAAGAGCAAUGGAGAAAUGCAAGAGCAGGUGCUAAACUCAUGAAAUCUGAAGCAAACCCUAAUCUUGAUUCAAGUUCAUGACAACUUCAAAAUCAUCUAAGAACAUGGAUUCAGUGGAUCAAGCUGUUAAUGUUUGAAUGUGUUUGGAUUUGUUUUUGUUUUUUGUUCUUGAAGAAAAAACUUAAGUUUGAUAGUAUAUAGAAUUUGUCAAUUAAAGAUGAUUUUGGACAUUUGUAAUGGACAAAAAACAAUGAAUCUCCUACUGGCUUGCCUCACAAAAGAUAUUUGGAGUGUUUAAUAUUGUUUUUAUUUUUGAUU
Messenger RNA from Cynara cardunculus var. scolymus (artichoke), 1094 nucleotides. Its product is annotated as auxin-responsive protein IAA14-like. Gene Ontology annotation, cellular component: nucleus. The record is from RefSeq and is a predicted model, not a curated record. The transcript is spliced from 5 exons. Lineage: Eukaryota; Viridiplantae; Streptophyta; Magnoliopsida; Asterales; Asteraceae. Gene Ontology annotation, biological process: regulation of DNA-templated transcription. Gene Ontology annotation, molecular function: protein binding. Bases 104 to 811 code for a protein of 235 amino acids.